CAGAUAAAACAAUUCAUUGAGGAAAAGCUUUAGUAUUUUCAUUUGUAUCAUUCUCAAGGACAUUUUAAUUUCAGUCCCCAAGGAAAAAUAUUUACAUGGUAAUGGUAUUGGCAUUCUUUGCCAUACAAAAUUGUAACAAUUAAUCAUUUUUGUCAGUAGUUAGCAUCAAUCUAUACUCCUCAUCAAACAUUGAAGCUAGAAAUAAGAUUGAUGAAAGCAUCUUCAGUGCAGGGAAUUGUUAGAGCCCCCAUUGGAUGAUCAAAUCCGAAUUCUUCUUCAGCUUGACAUAGCAAUUCUUGGAAUGAAGAAUGGUUCAAGUAUGAUACAGGGAUCACAAAUCUUGUCAUUUUGUUCUUCCCUACAUAAAUUGCCAAAUACCCUUUCGGAACAUCUUUUGCACUAGAAAAAGGCUUCUGAAUAAGUUGCUUGGCAUGAAUUACACCGGGAAAACGAAAACCCAUGAUUGCUGAAGUUUCUCAAGGUAGAAGAAGGAAGAAAGUGUAAGCUAAGAGUACUUGAAGUUUUGAGGAGUUGAGAUGUUGAAGAACCCAAUCUUAUGAGUACAUAUAUAAUCAAUGUGUUGUGUGGAAAUGAAUGGUGGAGACUAAAGAGUCAAAUAAUGAGCUGGGGUCUAGUGAGUGACUUAAUCUUUGAGAAAUCACAUGGUUGUGUCUUUCCUACUUAUUUGAAAGCCACAUGAAAAUUGUUAGGUGAAGGAUCCAUUAGGUCAUGAUGAAAUAUGUUCCAAAAUGGUUUCACUUUUGCUGCAUAUAUUUUGUAUCAGGUGGGGUAUCCUUGUAGUUGUAUGUUGUUCACCUGGUAAGACAAACCCAUGUGAAGAUUCAAAUACCAAACCAACCUAAUUGCUUUGCCACAGAAUCAUUAUCUAUAUAUACAUGCACCUUACCACAAUACUCAAUCACAUAUGGUAUUGUCUUUCUAAGUUAAGUAGUAGCUGGAUUUGUCUACAAUGGUUUUUCUUUGUUGCAAAAAGCUUAUUACACAGGUGGGCUCUGUUGUUGUUGUUGUUGUUGUUUUUUUCUUUUUCUAAUGGUAAGAACUUAAACAGAUCACAUGUAUAAGCAUAUCAAACUCUAAUAUAUGACUUGGAAGACAAAGCCAUGUGAACUUCAAAUGCUUAUGUUUAUGUCUCUUGCAAAUUUGUCAAAGCUGCCCAAAUGUAUUCAGAACCACUUAUUUAGAUAUGUGUUGAUUCUAACAGUCCAUUCAUCUAUAUAAAUUAAGCUACAUAACCACAGAGCUGAAUCAUCCAAUUAUCACAUUCUCUCUACUACAAAAUAUUUUUGUAAGUACUACUUCUUCUAAAGAUAAAAACACACAAAGGAAGAUCAACAUGGCAUUUGGAUUAUCUGGCUUUGUUCAGGGUAAGAAGGCUCUUCGAAGAUCGCUUUCAGGCAUAAAAGAAGCAACUUUGAAGUGUUCAACCAUUUCAAAAGGCUACUUUGCUGUCUAUGUUGGAGAAGAUCAGAAGAAGCGUCAUGUAGUACCUCUUUCGUAUCUAAAUGAGCCUUCAUUUCAAGACUUGCUAAGUAUGGCAGAAGAAGAAUUCGGAUAUGAACAUCCCAUGGGUGGACUCACAAUUCCUUGCACAGAAGACAUCUUCAUUGAUAUCACAUCUCAGUUGAACUGAUGAUGUAAUUUGUAGUACUGACAUAGCUAGAUUCACACAAAACAAUUUUGUAGAUUACAUACUUUCACCAUUUUUCUUCAAAAGAAAAGGGAUUUUUUUGACUGGUUUGAGAAAUAGUAAAUAGAAAUUACUCAUUUGAUUAA
Messenger RNA from Cannabis sativa, 1794 nucleotides. RefSeq names its product auxin-responsive protein SAUR21-like. The transcript has a single exon. Lineage: Eukaryota; Viridiplantae; Streptophyta; Magnoliopsida; Rosales; Cannabaceae. Bases 1355 to 1651 code for a protein of 98 amino acids. The record is from RefSeq and is a predicted model, not a curated record. Gene Ontology annotation, biological process: response to auxin.